AUGUACGGAGGCAGAAGGGACGACCGUGACCGUCGUCGCGAGAGUGGCAGACGUUCCGACAGAGAAUCCCUCCCAUAUCUACCGCCGCCCUCCAUGUACCCGCUCCAAGGAAUGUCGAGCGCAGAAUAUCGAGAACCCCUCCGAUAUCCACCGCCGCCCUCCAUGUACUCGCUCCAAGGAAUGUCGAGCGCACAAUAUCGAGAAAUAUUAGACGACAUGGAGCAAGCCAGAACCGGGCAGAGCCGGGCAGGCCAAUGGGUCAAUACCCAGCCCGGCGAAGAGACAGUUCGGCGGGGAUAUGCUGGUUUUGGUGGGGAAAAUCUAGAUCGAGACCGCAGGGGAGGAGGGAACGACGCAGCUUCUGAGCACUCAUGGAGAAGCGAUGAGGGCACGUAUGUUGAAGAGGAUUCUUCCUCGUCCCAUCAAGAACCAACCGCUAGGCAAGGUUCUGGAUACUCUCGUGACAGUCAAUACCAGACGGGUAAUCAGCCUCCUCGAGGAUGGUACGGAGGUAGAUAUGAUCAUAUGCCUCCCAUCCGAUAUGAAGCUGCGACUGUAUCAAUGAGAUACGUUCCGGAAGGGCCGGGAGGACAAUCAUCGCGCUAUCCUUUGGACUACCCGAGCAGUAGGGGCAGGAGCAGACGAGAGGAGGAAGAACGUGCCAGAGAAAUGGACCGACGAUUCUCUAGAAGAUAG
Messenger RNA from Venustampulla echinocandica, 696 nucleotides. RefSeq lists its product as uncharacterized. The coding region runs from base 1 to 696 and encodes 231 amino acids. Lineage: Eukaryota; Fungi; Ascomycota; Leotiomycetes; Helotiales; Pleuroascaceae. The transcript has a single exon. The record is from RefSeq and is a predicted model, not a curated record.